Molecule: messenger RNA, 284 nt
Organism: Gongylonema pulchrum
Lineage: Eukaryota; Metazoa; Nematoda; Chromadorea; Rhabditida; Gongylonematidae
Source: the annotation of a GenBank genome assembly
AAUAUGCAAACAGGAACGCUGAUGAUACCAGUAGAGAAUUGAUGGUGCGAAAGCCAAUGAACGAGGCCCAAUUCAAGCAGUUGCUGAGCGAGCCAGCAUUGAAACGAGGUCGUUUGGAAGAGGAUCUCUCUUCGGUCCAAAAAGUGCCGGAUAUUGCUGUUGGGCCGAUGCUUCCGGCGGAUACAUUUCUUUUUGUAAGUUUUUGGACCUUUUUUUGCGUGAGUGCUGCAUCGCUGCUGGAUUAUAUACCCUGGCUUUUUUUUUCCUUACAUUCUACCACGUAG